AAAAAUGGCCAAGUGGGCUGGGAGUUGCAGCGUAGCCUUGCGCCAUUAGGCGAGGUCAUUGCGCUCGACUUGCAAAGUCAGCCCUUAUGUGGCGAUUUGUCUGAUUUAGCUGGUCUAGCGCAGACUAUUCGUACCGUUGCGCCAGAUGUGAUUGUAAAUGCGGCCGCGCAUACGGCAGUAGAUAAAGCUGAAAGUGAGCCAGAAUAUGCACAUACAUUAAAUGCUUCGGCGGUUGAAGUCAUGGCAAAAGAAGCUAAACGCUUAGAUGCUUGGCUGGUGCAUUACUCCACCGAUUAUGUAUUUGAUGGCACUGGUAAUCAGCCACGGCAAGAAACAGAUGCAACAGCACCUUUAAGUGUUUAUGGUAAAAGCAAAUUAGCGGGGGAGGCUACGAUUCUUGCUUCUGGUUGCAAGCAUUUAAUCUUUCGCACUAGUUGGGUGUAUGGUGCGCGCGGUAAUAACUUUGCUAAAACCAUGCUCAAGCUUGCUAAAGAACGUGAAGUACUUAAGGUGAUUAAUGACCAAAUCGGUGCGCCUACUGGGGCAGAUUUAUUGGCUGAUGUGACCGCACAUGCGAUUAGAACAGCUUUGCAAAACGAAAAAGUCAGUGGCUUAUAUCAUUUAGUGGCAGGUGGUGAGACGUCUUGGCAUGGCUAUGCAAAAUUUGUGAUUGAAUAUGCGAGGCAAGCUGGCGUAGAUAUCAAAGUAGCAUCAGAAGCCAUAGAGGCUGUGCCAACUACAUCUUUUCCCACACCAGCUUCACGGCCUUUAAAUUCACGUUUAAAUACACAAAAAUUGCAAAGUACGUUUGGUCUGCGCUUACCAGAUUGGCAAAGUGGCGUGACGCGUGGCUCGGGUACGCGCUUACACCCAGUCACGCGAGUGGUUUCAAAACAGCUCUUGCCUAUCUACGACAAACCGAUGAUUUACUACCCGCUAAGCACACUGAUGCUUGGGGGUAUCAAAGACAUUUUAAUUAUCUCAACGCCACAAGAUACGCCGCGUUUUCAGCAAUUAUUAGGUGAUGGCAGUGAUUGGGGUUUGAACUUGCAGUAUGCCGUGCAGCCCAGCCCAGAUGGUUUGGCGCAAGCUUUUAUUAUCGGCAAAGAUUUUAUUGGCAAUGACCCUAGCGCAUUAGUGUUGGGCGAUAAUAUUUUUUACGGCCACGAUUUACAUAAGCAGCUAGAACAAGCCGCGUUGCAAAAAACAGGCGCAACAGUAUUUGCUUAUCAUGUGAAUGACCCAGAGCGUUAUGGUGUAGUGGAUUUUGACAAACAAGGCAAGGCCACCAGUUUAGAAGAAAAGCCUGCAAAGCCAAAAAGCAAUUAUGCGGUGACAGGUUUAUAUUUCUAUGAUAAUCAAGUGAUUGAUAUGGCGGCUAACUUGAAGCCUUCGCCACGUGGGGAAUUGGAAAUCACUGAUUUAAAUCGUAUUUAUCUUGAACAAAAACAACUGAAUGUUGAAAUUAUGGGGCGAGGUUAUGCAUGGUUAGAUACGGGCACACACGAAAGUUUAAUUGAGGCCAGUAACUUUAUACAAACAAUCGAGCAUCGCCAAGGUUUAAAGGUCUGUUGCCCUGAAGAAAUUGCUUACCGCAAAGGUUUGAUUAACGCUGAACAGUUGGAAAAAUUAGCCCAGCCUUUAGCUAAAAACGGCUAUGGGCAAUAUCUGAUGCGUUUACUUAAAGAAGUUAUUAUUGUCGAACCCAAAGUGUUUGGUGAUGACCGCGGCUUUUUCUUUGAGAGCUUUAGUCAAAAGCUGUUUGAAGAAGCCAUUGGCAGAAGUGUUCAGUUUGUACAAGAUAACCACAGCAAAUCGGCCAAAAAUGUAUUACGCGGCUUGCACUAUCAAAUUCAGCAACCACAAGGUAAAUUGGUACGCGUCACACAAGGUGCCGUGCUUGAUGUGGCAGUGGAUAUUCGCAAAAGCUCACCCACUUUUGGUCAGCAUGUGGCUUGCGAGCUUUCUGCUGAAAAUAAACGCCAAAUGUGGGUGCCAGAAGGCUUUGCGCAUGGCUUUUUAGUGCUGAGCGACACGGCUGAAUUUUUAUAUAAAACAACAGACUACUACGCACCCGCCCAUGAGCGCAGCAUUAUUUGGAAUGACCCAACGAUUGCUAUUCAAUGGCCUAGCACAUCAACCCCUUUAUUAUCUGGUAAAGACAGCCAGGCCAAAUUAUUGGCAGAUGCUGACCAUUUUGCA
This is a messenger RNA of Darwinula stevensoni, 2202 nucleotides long. The record is from the annotation of a GenBank genome assembly. Lineage: Eukaryota; Metazoa; Arthropoda; Ostracoda; Podocopida; Darwinulidae.